UCAGCUCGCCACCACGUACGCCCUUCCAGCGCGCCACGUGGACCGCGCCUGCGCGCUGCGCCGCGCCCCGGAAGCGCUUCUCGCUCGCGGCGGCAACCCGGAAGUAGCCCCGGGCGUCGGGGCUGGCGCGACGGGCUUGGAUGAGGUGAGGCUGCCGAGCGCAGCUGAGCGGGACAUGGCGGGCACGGCGCUGAAGAGGCUGAUGGCAGAGUACAAACAAUUAACACUGAACCCUCCAGAAGGAAUUGUAGCAGGCCCCAUGAAUGAAGAGAACUUUUUUGAAUGGGAGGCAUUGAUCAUGGGCCCUGAAGACACCUGUUUUGAGUUUGGUGUUUUUCCUGCCAUCCUGAGCUUCCCACUGGAUUACCCACUGAGUCCUCCAAAGAUGCGUUUCACCUGUGAGAUGUUUCACCCCAACAUCUACCCCGAUGGCAGAGUCUGCAUCUCCAUCCUCCAUGCGCCAGGCGACGACCCCAUGGGGUACGAGAGCAGUGCCGAGAGGUGGAGCCCUGUGCAGAGUGUGGAGAAGAUCCUGCUGUCAGUCGUUAGCAUGUUAGCAGAGCCCAAUGAUGAGAGUGGCGCCAAUGUAGAUGCUUCUAAAAUGUGGCGGGAUGACCGUGAGCAGUUCUACAAGAUUGCCAAGCAGAUUGUACAGAAGUCCCUGGGGCUGUGAGGCUGUGCCCCUCCCCUCAGCACACGGGCACUCCACAGAGCCAUUCCAGCCUGCUCCUACAGACCCUUGGCGGCAGUGCUGCCCUGCUGGCAACAGAACAGGCAGCUUACAGAACCACAGCCUCCUGUCUCUUAUCUUUUCACCCAGACAGGCCUCUCUCCGGGACUGAUGGCUCACUGUUUGCUGCAGCAUUCAUGGGUCCUCCUGGGUGCCCAGGUCAGCCAUCCACCCUGUUGUCACUACCUCUCCUUCAGCAGCAGUGUGGCCACAGCUGCCCUCCCCUCCUGGGGCACAGGCCACUCUUGGGCAGACAGGACACCAGCGCAGCUCCUCAUGACUUGUGGCCUUGGUAGAAGCAGUAGGUAGAGCUGUGGGCUCCUUGUGGGUGCCUGGUCCCAUGUGCCCAGGAGGUAUCCACUUUCUCGCCUGGUACUUAGCAACAGGGCUUGUUCUCACAGGUGCUGCCGCAUUCUCAUCCUUAGUUGUCCUUCUGAGAGAUGCUUUGGAAAUACAUCUGUGAGGAACAAGGACGUAGAACUC
Molecule: messenger RNA, 1213 nt
Organism: Octodon degus (degu)
Lineage: Eukaryota; Metazoa; Chordata; Mammalia; Rodentia; Octodontidae
Gene: Ube2g2
Product: ubiquitin conjugating enzyme E2 G2
Exons: 6
Coding region: 176-673 (165 amino acids)
Cellular component (GO): cytosol; endoplasmic reticulum
Source: RefSeq, a predicted model, not a curated record